Messenger RNA from Dovyalis caffra, 1209 nucleotides. NCBI's taxonomy places the organism in Eukaryota, Viridiplantae, Streptophyta, Magnoliopsida, Malpighiales, Salicaceae. The record is from the annotation of a GenBank genome assembly.
AUGGCGAGGCAUCUUCGAAACGCUUCCACUCUGAGGCGCGCUCUUGUUGGUACCGGGGUACCAUGUCUCUACUUCAAUAUUUUAGAUGAAAGUGAGUCUGGUGAAGAAAGUAUGUCAAAGAAAGAGUUGGCCUUGCAACAAGCCCUUGAUCAAAUUACUAGUCAAUUUGGAAAGGGUUCUAUCAUGUGGUUUGGCCGCUCCGAAGCUCCCAAAAAUGUUCCAGUCGUGUCUACAGGUUCUUUUGCCCUUGAUAUGGCACUUGGAUGCGGUGGAUUUCCAAAGGGUCGUGUGGUCGAGAUUUUCGGUCCAGAGGCUUCUGGGAAAACCACUCUUGCUUUACAUGUUAUUGCUGAAGCACAGAAGCAAGGAGGUUACUGUGUUUUUGUUGACGCUGAGCAUGCCCUUGAUUCAUCAUUAGCUAAGGCUAUUGGGGUGAACACUGAGAACUUGCUUCUUUCGCAACCUGAUUGUGGCGAACAAGCUCUCAGUCUUGUUGAUACUCUCAUCCGGAGUGGUUCUGUUGAUGUUGUUGUUGUUGAUAGUGUAGCUGCACUUGUGCCUAAAAGUGAACUUGAUGGAGAGAUGGGUGAUGCUCAUAUGGCAAUGCAAGCCAGAUUGAUGAGCCAGGCACUUCGCAAGCUGAGCCACUCUUUAUCGCAGUCACAAACUAUUCUGGUCUUUAUAAAUCAGGUGAGAGCAAAGCUUUCAACUUUUGGAUUUGGCGGGCCCACUGAAGUAACCUGUGGUGGUAAUGCUCUGAAGUUCUAUGCUUCAGUUCGCCUAAGCAUAAGAAGGGUGGGGUUGAUCAAGAAGGGAGAGGAGACAACAGGAACUCAAGUUCAAGUGAAGAUAGUGAAGAAUAAGCUUGCCCCUCCAUUUAAAACAGUUCAAUUUGAGCUUGAGUUUGGAAAGGGAAUAAGUCGUGAAUCAGAGAUCAUAGAAUUGGCGUUGAAACACAAACUCAUCAAGAAAAAUGGCUCCUUUUAUGAUUGUAAUGGUCGAAAAUACCAUGGCAAGGAAGCCUUGAAGGAGUUUCUAGCUCAUAAUGAUGAUGUGCAGGAAGAGCUUAUAUUGAAGCUUACGGAGAAGCUACUUGAAGCUGAGACAGAUCGAGAACUGAGAGAUGGGUCUACAGAUGGGGAAUCUACUCAAGAAAUCAUCUCACCUGAUUCUACUGAUGAAGAAGUAGUAGCUGCAGCUGAAGCAUAG